UAGUGGUGAAGGCCAUUAAAGAGUUCUUUAAUAAUAGAGAGUUCCCUAAACAGCUUAAUGCCACUAAUAUUGUGAUGAUUCCUAAAGUGGAAGAUCCAGAAUCUCCUAAUGAAUUCAGGCAUAUUGCCUGCUGUAAUGUCCUAUAUAAGAGGACUUGAUCUCAUCAACCUAGCUUUUGCUUAUGAUCUAAUAGUGGCCUGUAAAGAUGAAAUGUGGUCAAUCAAAACCAUUCUCAAGUGCCUUGAUCACUUCAAGAGGGUGAAUGGGCUGGAGGAUAUUCAACCAAAAGCUGGCAUGUGCUAUUACUUGAGGAAGCUAUUACACAAUAGGAAGUUGUUUGCAAGUAUGAAGUUGAAGGGGGAGUAUGAAACCCAAUUAGAUUCUGAAUGGCUCAUGGGAGAGCCCACUGCAUACCCUGAAUAUCCUAUUGUGUGGAACAAACUGACUGUGCCCAAACACCAGUUCCUCCUAUGGCUUGGAUGGAGGAAUAGAAUUAGCACUAAAGUGAGAUUAAGGAGAUUUCUGCAUAUUGACACUAGAUGUGUGUUGUGUAGCAGAGGGGAGGAGGACAAGGAACACUUGUUCUAUGGCUGUCCAUAUGCCUUGAACAUUAAGGAGGAAAUUGGGCAGUGGCUUGGAAUCCAAUGGAAGGCCAAGAAUGACGCAACUAUGAAGGAAGUACUCGAACAUAUUCGAGGAAGGAGAAAGAGGCAGAUAGUCAUAGCAGGAUUUGCUGCAGUGUGCUAUGCUGUAUGGAGAGCUCGCAACCUAAGGAUCAAGCAGGAGAAGGUGCUUACCGUUGAAGAAAGCAUAGAAUGAUUAAAUUCCAAAUGAAGACUUUCAUUAAUUAUAGACUCAAAAACAUAGUGUUGAGAUAUAUAUUCUUGUUUUGUUGGAUGUAUUUGAACCUUUGAAGUGGUAAUAAAAUUGUGCUUUUGUUUAAAAAAAUCUUUAAAUUGGG
This is a messenger RNA of Cuscuta campestris, 961 nucleotides long. The record is from the annotation of a GenBank genome assembly. NCBI's taxonomy places the organism in Eukaryota, Viridiplantae, Streptophyta, Magnoliopsida, Solanales, Convolvulaceae.